CUUCACUUAAAAGACGGUACGAACGAAGCAGGUCGUGAUGUAUAAACAAAAGUUUGCUGUCGGCGGCGUACUACAACUACAACCUUCAGAACGUAAACAUGGCUAUGUCCAAGAGCACCAACACAUAUAACAGGCAAAAUUGGGAAGAUUCCGACUUUCCAAUAUUGUGUCAGACAUGUUUAGGAGACAAUCCAUAUGUGCGGAUGAUGCGAGAUCGCUAUGGUAAAGAAUGUAAGAUCUGUACAAGGCCUUUCACAGUCUUCCGAUGGUGUCCUGGAGCAAGGAUGAGGUUCAAAAAGACAGAGGUAUGUCAGACUUGUGCAAAGCUUAAGAAUGUGUGCCAAACUUGUUUGCUGGAUCUGGAAUAUGGUCUUCCAACACAGGUGAGGGACUCUGCUUUAAGCCUAACAGAUGACAUGCCCAAGAGUGAAGUCAAUAAGGAAUUUUACAUUCAAAAUAUGGAACGUCAGAUGGCAGCAACAUCUGAUGGAAGCACACCUGGAGGAGUUUUAGGUAAAACAAAAACACAUUCUGAGAUGUUGUUGCGUCUUGCUCGCACAACACCAUACUACAAACGCAAUAGACCACACAUCUGUUCUUUUUGGGUUAAAGGAGAAUGUAAAAGAGGAGAGGAAUGUCCUUAUCGUCACGAAAAACCAACAGACCCAGAUGACCCACUUGCAGAUCAGAAUAUCAAAGACCGUUAUUAUGGUGUCAAUGACCCUGUUGCAGACAAACUCCUAAAGAGAGCAGCAGCAAUGCCACGGUUGGAACCACCAGAGGAUAAGUCAAUUACAACCCUGUACGUAGGUAAUCUUGGUGACAGAAUUGGAGAAAAGGAGCUACGUGAUCAUUUCUAUCAGUAUGGGGAAUUACGAAGUGUUAAUGUAGUGGCAAAACAGCAAUAUGCUUUUGUUCAGUUUACCACAAGAGCUGCAUCAGAGGUAGCUGCUGAACGUACUUUUAAUAAACUUAUAAUACAGGGUCGUCGUUUGAACAUAAAGUGGGGUCGUUCACAAGCCAGACAGGGAGCUUUAGGUGGCAUGGAGGGUCUUGAAGGAGAAGAUGUUGCACCUCAGCCAUUAGAACCAGUACCAGGUCUCCCAGCACUUCCCCCACCUCCUGAAGAACUGCAGAAUAACUUCUUUAACCUACCCUCUGCAGCAGCCAGUAUACCUUUGCCUCCUGGUCAAGGUCCUCCAACAUCAGGGGCACCAACUAUACGACCACCAAGGCCACCAGGCCAAGCACCACCAAGACCACCAGUUCCACCGCCUGGAGGCAUUCCGGGGGGACCUCCACCACUAGGACCAUUGGGUCCUCGGCCUCCUGGUGUGCCACCAGCUCCUCCUGGCCAUUUACCCCCUCUACAGCCACCUCCAUUUUUCCCUCCUCAUUUGCGGGCACCUCUUCGACCACCUCCUGGUGUUCGUCCUCCAGCAUUCUUCCCUCAGCCACCACCUAUUCCCGGAGUUGGUCCUCCCCCUCCUCUUACUCAUGGUAUUAUUCAUUAUCCAUCACAGGAUCCUACUCAGAUGGGUGCAAAUCCAGAUAAGAAAUAGCAUGAUUUUAUUUGUACUUUUAAUUAAUUGCUGGUUUUAUGUGACAGGUGUGUAGUUCUGUUGUCUCAGAAUAAAACACGCAACUUU
Macrobrachium nipponense is the source of this 1649-nucleotide messenger RNA. Its product is annotated as pre-mRNA-splicing factor RBM22-like. Gene Ontology annotation, cellular component: U2-type catalytic step 2 spliceosome; Prp19 complex; U2-type catalytic step 1 spliceosome. Lineage: Eukaryota; Metazoa; Arthropoda; Malacostraca; Decapoda; Palaemonidae. Bases 99 to 1562 code for a protein of 487 amino acids. The transcript is spliced from 4 exons. The record is from RefSeq and is a predicted model, not a curated record. Gene Ontology annotation, molecular function: U6 snRNA binding; pre-mRNA binding; metal ion binding.